CGUCCGGGAUCGGAGACCCCCCGCCUCGGGACCGCCGACCCACUGUCAGGAGGUAAGUUGGCCGGCCACUGUCUGUCUGUAUUGUCUCAGUCUGUUUACUUGUCUUUCGUUUUCGUCGGGCGUCCUAAGUCAGGUCUGAGUCGGUGGGGGCUGAAGGAGCUGACGAGCUCAGACUUCGCCCACCGAAACCCUGGAAGACGUUCCACGGGUAUCUGAAGUCCCCUCUGGGGCACGGUUUUUCGGGGCCACCCCCGUAUCAGAAGGAUACGUGGUACUGGCAGGGGACGGAGAAUUCAAACACUCCGCGUCCCCAUCUGAGUUUUUGUUUUCGGUUUUACGCCGGAGCCGCGCAGCGCGAAAUUCUGUGGUCUGUCUUGUCUGUUUGUUUCUCGUUGUGUGUCUAACCCUUCUUUAUUUAGAGACCACCAUGGGACAGGCUAUCGCCACCCCACUGAGCCUAACCACGGACCACUGGUCCGAUGUUAAGGCCCGAGGAAACAAUGAAGGUGUCAUCAUCAGGAAGAACAAAUGGAUCACCCUCUGCGAGGCCGAAUGGGUCAUGAUGAAUGUCGGCUGGCCGCGAGAGGGAUCUUUUAACCUCUCUCUUAUUUCACAGGUGGAGGGCAAGGUUUUUGCCCCUAGCCCUUAUGGGCAUCCUGACCAGGUCCCAUAUAUCGCCAUCUGGAGAUCACUGGUCGAGAACCCAUUUCCAUGGGUUAAGCCUUUCCUUCCACAGCCCCCUCCAGUCUCUGGGCCUUCUGCGCCCCCCAACCCGGACUCCUCCCUUUACCCCGUGCUCCCUCACAAGGAGACUCCUAAGCCUCCAGUCCUUCCCCCAGACCCCCAUACCCCCCUUAUAGAUCUCCUGACGGAGGACCCACCACCAUAUCAAGCCGGACCACCUGGAGAGCCGGCCGAAGCGGCCCCAGCCGCCGCCCCGGUGGCGGCGCCCCCGGCCGUGCCCAUGGCAGAUCCGGAAGUCACCUCGACUCGCAGGACCCAAGGGGCUGAAGAAGAGGACGCAGCCCCGUCCCCCAUUGCCGGCCGCCUCCGCGGCCGCCGGGAUGACCCCCCUAAUGAGUCCAGGGCCUUCCUGCUCAGAGAGGGGCCGAAUCAUCAGUUGCAGUACUGGCCCUUUUCAGCCUCAGACCUCUAUAAUUGGAAACAACAUAAUCCCCCUUUCUCCAGGGAUCCUGUUGCCUUGACCGGCCUAAUUGAGUCCAUCCUAGUGACUCACAGGCCGACUUGGGACGACUGUCAGCAGCUCCUGCAGACCCUCUUAACAGUAGAGGAGUAGCAGAGAGUUUUCCUGGAGGCCCGGAAGCAGGUUCCAGGCGAUGACGGGAGGCCAACCCAACUCCCAAAUAUCAUCGAUGCAGCUUUUCCCUUGACCCGCCCAGACUGGGACUUCAAUACACCUGAAGGUAGGGAGCAUCUACGUCUCUAUCGCCAGUUGCUCUUAGCGGGUCUCCGAGCGGCCGCCAGAAGGCCUACCAAUUUGGCUCAGGUAAGGAAUGUGAUACAGGGAAAGGAAGAAACACCCGCUGCAUUUUUAGAGAGGCUGAAGGAGGCUUAUAGGAUGUACACUCCGUAUGAUCCAGAAGACCCAGGGCAAGCACCAGGUGUCAUCCUGUCAUUUAUCUAUCAGUCUAGCUCAGAUAUCAGAACCAAAUUGCAGCGGUUGGAAGGUUUACAGGCGCUAGGUUUGCCAGACUUAUUGAAGGAAGCAGAGAAAGUGUUCAAUAAGAGAGAAACUCCUGAGGAGCGUGAGGAAAGGAGAUGGCAGAAACAAGAGGAAAGGGACAAGAAACAGCAUAGGGAGUUGAAAAAGGUUUUGGCCGCCGUUGUGUCUCAGGGACAGCAGAGAGAGGGAGAUAGGUCGGGAGAGCGAAGGCCACCCCUUGAUAAAGAUCAAUGUGCUUACUGCAAGGAGAAGGGACACUGGGCCCGAGAGUGCCCCAAGAAACCACAAGGACCCCGCCGGCCCAAGCCCAAGACCGUGGACCUCCUUAGUCUGGAGGACUAGGGGAGUCGAGGCCAGAGCCCCCCCCCCCCCGAGCCUAGGAUAACCCUCAAGAUCGGGGGGCAGCCCGUGACCUUCCUGGUUGAUACUGGUGCCGAACAUUCAGUCCUAACCCAUGCCGGAGUGCCUCUUAGCCGGCAUUCUGCACUGGUGCAGGGGGCAACUGGAAACAAGAGGUAUUAUUGGACUGCCAAGAGAAAAGUCCAACUGGCAUCAGGGCAAGUAACUCACUCCUUUCUGCAUAUACCUGAAUGCCCCCAUCCGCUGUUAGGACGGGACCUAUUAACCAAAUUGAAGGCACAAAUCUAUUUUGAUGAGAAGGGAUCGAGGGUCAUGGGUCCUAAAGGAGACCCUCUACAAAUCCUUGCCCUCAGUUUAGAGGAGCAAUACCGUUUGUUUGAGCCAGAACCCCCGGAGAAAUCACCUGAGGAGCUACAGAACUGGCUGAGAGAGUUUCCUCAGGCCUGGGCAGAGACUGGGGGCUUGGGGCUGGCACACGAUCAGCCACCGCUGGUGAUCUCACUAAAGGCCUCCGCGACUCCCGUUUCAAUCAGACAAUACCCAAUGUCACGGGAAGCUCAUGAGGAGAUCAAGCCCCAUAUUCGAAGGCUCCUGGACCAAGGGGUGCUAAAGCCCUGCCAGUCCCCUUGGAACACCCCUCUCUUGCCUGUUAAGAAACCGGGGACAGGGGACUACAGGCCGGUCCAGGACUUGAGAGAGGUCAAUAAGCGGGUGGAGGACAUACACCCCACGGUGCCCAACCCCUAUAACCUUCUGAGCACCCUCCCACCGACCCACGUCUGGUACACUGUGCUAGACCUGAAGGAUGCCUUCUUUUGUUUAAGACUGCACCCUCAAAGUCAAAUGCUAUUCGCUUUUGAAUGGAGGGACCCAGAAAGAGGGCUCUCGGGACAAUUAACCUGGACCCAGCUCCCUCAGGGCUUCAAAAAUAGCCCAACCCUCUUUGAUGAGGCCCUACAUGCAGAUCUGGCCGGAUUCCGGGUGGAACACCCAACCCUGACUCUGCUCCAGUACGUGGAUGAUCUACUCCUGGCGGCCAGGAGUCGAACCGAGUGCCUGGAGGGCACUCGAGCCUUACUGGCCAGACUUGGACAAAAGGGCUAUAGAGCCUCAGCCAAAAAGGCUCAAGUAUGCCGAGACAAGGUUACCUACCUGGGCUACACCCUGAGCGGGGGGCAAAGAUGGUUAACAGGAGCAAGGAAGGAGACGAUAAUCUCCAUCCCCCCUCCUCGGAACCCCCGCCAAGUUCGAGAGUUCCUGGGUACGGCUGGGUACUGCCGCCUUUGGAUUCCUGGCUUUGCCGAACUGGCAGCCCCAUUAUACCCCCUCACUAAACCAGGGGCCAUGUUCCAAUGGGAGGAGAAGCAUCAGAAAGCGUUCCAACAGAUCAAGAAGGCCUUACUCGAGGCCCCGGCUCUGGGUCUGCCAGAUCUAACCAAGCCCUUUGAGCUGUUUGUGGAUGAGAACUCAGGUUUUGCCAAAGGGGUACUGGUGCAAAGACUGGGACCUUGGAGGAGACCUGUAGCAUACUUGUCCAAGAAAUUGGACCCGGUGGCUACAGGAUGGCCACCAUGCCUUCGCAUGGUGGCAGCCAUUGCCGUAUUACUCAAGGAUGCUGGGAAGCUGACUCUGGGACAGCCGUUGACUGUGCUGGCCUCCCAUGCAGUGGAGGCCUUGGUCCGACAACCACCGGACAGAUGGCUUUCUAACGCCAGAAUGACUUACUAUCAGGCCUUACUACUGGACUCAGACCGGGUAAAUUUUGGGCCGACAGUUUCCCUUAACCCUGCUACCUUGCUGCCACUGCCUAGCCCCUCCGAGGAGCAUGACUGCCUCCAGAUUCUAGCCGAAGCACAUGGCACCCGCCCUGAUCUGACAGAUCAGCCGCUUAAGGAUCCAGACGCUGUCUGGUACACAGAUGGGAGCAGUUUCCUGGAGGAGGAACGCAGAGCCGGGGCAGCUAUAACCACCGAAUCGGAAGUGGUAUGGGCAUCGUCACUCCCGCCCGGGACAUCGGCCCAGCGCGCAGAACUGAUUGCGCUCACCCAAGCUCUCCGGAUGGCAGAAGGUAAGAAGCUCACAGUUUAUACUGACAGCAGAUAUGCCUUCGCCACUGCGCAUGUCCACGGGGAAAACUACAGACGGAGAGGCCUGCUGACGUCCGCGGGUAAGGAAAUCAAAAACAAAAAAGAGAUCCUAGACCUCCUAAAGGCCCUGUUCCUCCCGCUCCAACUCAGUAUUGUCCACUGCCCAGGGCAUCAAAAGGAUGACUCUGCGAUAGCCAGAGGGAAUCGGCUGGCGGAUCUGACUGCCCGAACAGUGGCUUCCCAGCCAGCAGGGAGCAGCCAGUUGAUGGCCAUACAAGAACCACAGCCUGAGAGAGACCCCAUGCCCUAUAGCCCAGAAGACCAUGAGCUAGCAAAGAAAAUGGGGGCGGACUGGGAACAAGGAAGACAAGCAUAUAUACUAGGGGACCGGAUGGUCAUGCCAACCUCCCAUACCCGAUAUAUGCUGAGAUUCCUCCAUGCAUGACCCAUUUGAGCAAAAACAAGAUGAAGACCCUAUUGGACAGAGAAAACACCUGGGCAGUGCUGCUGAACCAGGAUCAGGUACUCCAGCAGGUAACUUCUACCUGCCCAGCCUGUGCUCAAGCCUCCACCCCAGGCCUCCAACAUGACACUGGGAGCCAAAAAAAAAAAAAAAAAAAAUCUUUGCCCCUUAAGUUGUUUGUGUCUGGUAUGGUAUUGUGGAUGCAGCAAUGCAAAGGUAACCAAACCAUAUGGACCUACACAUUCCUGACAUCAUCUGAACCUUGCCCGGUGCCCCAGGGUUCAUCUGUGCUGCAGUGUGUAGCAACACUAGUUCUUUUUCUGCCCCCAAACAAACUGCUGCUGUACCACACUUUACCAUCCAUCAACCAGCUAAUGAGCAUUUGAGUUGCUUCGACCUUCUGGUCAUUAUGAAUGGCACCUCUGAGAAUGAUACAAGUUUUCAUUUGAAUAACUAUUUCAAUUUUUUGAUAGAAAAUACAGGUGUUAAUCUUUAAUUCAAAGAAGGAAAUGACCAGCUAUCUUAAAAUCUCUAGUCAAUUCGACAAAUAUUUACAGAGAACCUAUCAGCUGCCUGAAUAGCAAACCUGGGUAACUACAAUUUGAGACAAAAAUCACCUUUUGACUUCUUUGUACAAAGUAGAAUAGCAGUAAAACUCAGACCUCUUAACACGGGGCUUAACUAUUCCUUUUACAUGUGAUAUGAAAUGAAAACUACUUGGGAGAGAGGAAGGGAACCAGAAGGCAGCAGUGGGGUAUGGACAAAUGAGGGAGGGGUACAAUUCUGAACAAAGUGUAAUGGCAUAUAGUGGUGGUAUUGUGUUCCCCAAUAUAGUGUGCAUCCUAAUAAACUUAUCUGGGGUCAGAGGACAGAA
Messenger RNA from Peromyscus leucopus (white-footed mouse), 5468 nucleotides. RefSeq lists its product as uncharacterized. The record is from RefSeq and is a predicted model, not a curated record. Gene Ontology annotation, molecular function: nucleic acid binding; aspartic-type endopeptidase activity; zinc ion binding. Gene Ontology annotation, biological process: proteolysis; virion assembly. NCBI's taxonomy places the organism in Eukaryota, Metazoa, Chordata, Mammalia, Rodentia, Cricetidae.